AUGCGUCGAGUCAGCUUUACUCUCCACUUUAAUAAUCAGAACUCAACACCCAGCUGUAUCUUCUGUUUUCUUGCAUGUGUUGCCAUAGCAGCCAAGGAACAGUACCACAUCCCAGGCGCAGAGGACACACGUUUGAAUAAGGACUGCAACAGCAAGCCUGUCUGUCCACCCAAAUGCCGCUGUGAAGCUACUGUGGUGGACUGCUCAAAUUUACGCCUAACCAAGUUCCCAGAACACCUUCCACUCUCUACAACUGAACUACGUCUCAAUAACAAUGACCUCUCUAUCCUGGAGGCAACAGGACUCUUUCGGCCCCUCACACAUCUCAAGAAAAUAAACCUUAGCAACAAUAAAAUCACUGAGAUUGAGGAUGGAGCUUUUGACGGUGCGUCUUCCGUGGUUGAACUUCACCUGACCGCCAACCACCUGGUGUCCAUACGAGGAGGGAUGCUGCGGGGAAUGGACGGAUUGCGCAUGCUGAUGCUAAGGAAUAAUCGCAUCCGUUGCAUCCACAACAGCAGCUUCUCAGGCCUGCAGAACGUGCGUCUGCUCUCGCUCUACGACAACCAGCUCGCCACGAUCAUGCCUGGAGCCUUUGACACGCUGCCAAACCUCUCCACCCUAAACCUGCUUGCAAACCCUUUUAAUUGCGACUGUCGUCUGUCCUGGCUUGGAGAAUGGCUACGAUCUCGUCAGAUUGUGACGGGAAACCCCCGCUGUCAGAACCCAGCCUUUCUCAGAGAGAUCCCACUGCAGGAUGUGGCAAAGCCUGACUUCAUUUGUGACAAGGCGGUGACUGAAGAGGACAGGAGCUGCGUCCCGAAGCCCAAGUGCCCGGAGGAGUGCACUUGUCUGGAGUCAGUCGUGCGCUGCAGCAACAAACACUUGCUCGGUUUACCCCGCGGCGUCCCACACAAUGUCACUGAACUUUACCUGGAUGGGAAUCUGUUUGCCGCGGUUCCCAAAGAGCUCUCAGCGUUCAGACACCUGCAGCUGGUUGACCUGAGCAACAAUAAAAUCAGUUCCUUGUCCAACUCGUCUUUCUCCAACAUGAGUCAGCUGACCACACUCAUCUUGAGUUAUAACGCCCUGCGCUGUAUCCCUCCUCUUGUGUUUAAAGGACUGUCCUCUCUUCGACUGCUAUCUCUCCAUGGCAACAAUAUAUCUGAAUUACACCACGAAAUCUUCAGAGAUGCUGCAUCUCUAUCACACCUGGCCAUUGGCGCAAACCCACUGUACUGUGACUGUCGGCUGCGGUGGCUUUCUGAUUGGGUAAAAAGCGGGUACAAGGAACCCGGCAUCGCCCGCUGUGCCGGGCCGCGGGGUAUGGAGGGAAAACUACUGCUCACAACACCAGGCAAUACCUUCCAAUGCACAGGUCCCGUGGAUCCGUCUGUGUCUGGGAAAUGCAGCCCGUGUUCUUCAAACCCCUGCCAGAAUCAAGGCCGGUGCCACGAGGACCCGGUGCACCAGUACAAGUGCAGCUGUCCGCAGGGUUACAAGGGUAAAAACUGUGAGGUUUCUGUCAGCGCCUGUGAAGGCAAUCCAUGUGUAAAUGGAGGCACCUGUUACAGCGAAGAGGCUAGAAAAGGCUUCAGUUGCAUGUGUCCUCUGGGAUACGACGGUCAGUUCUGUGAGGUGGAUGUUGACGAUUGUGUGGAUAACAAGUGUGAAAAUGGCACCAUCUGUGUGGACGGAGUGGGCAACUACACCUGCGCCUGUCCGCACCCCUUCUCAGGGCCAAAGUGUGAAGAGUAUGAGGAAGAUCUGUGUUAUCCUGGCCAGAAUCCGUGUCAUCGCGGCUCUACUUGUAUACCGACCGUCACAGGACCGAAAUGCAUCUGUCCGCCUGGUUUUGUGGGUGAUGACUGCAGUAUAGAUUUUAACGAAUGCGAGGGGCAUUACUGCCAGAACGGGGCGCGGUGUGUGGAUCAUGUAGCUGGAUACACAUGCGUCUGUCCACAAGGUUACAGUGGUCGGUUAUGCGAGACGUCUCCCCCCUCCGGCUGUGAGCUGUUGCUCUGUGAGAACGGCGCCCCCUGUGUGGAGAGUGACGGUACUGCAGUGUGUCAGUGUCUCUCUGGGUUCGGGGGCCCGCGCUGUGAGAAGCUCCUCAGCGUUAACUUCAUCGACAGAGAUUCAUACCUGCUGCUCAGCGACGUCAAAAACUGGCCUCAGACCAACAUCACUCUACAGGUGUCCACAGCGGAGGACAACGGCAUUCUUCUCUACAACGGCGUCAAUGACCACAUCGCUGUACAGUUACACGAGGGACAUGUCAAAGUAACCUAUGAUGCGGGAAGUCAGUCUGGCAGCACCAUUUACAGCUCUGAAAUAGUGAAUGACGGACAGUUUCAUACCGUUGAAUUGGUCACUUAUGACCGGAUGGUCAAUCUUUCAGUUGACGGAGGGCUUCCUACUACUCUGGACAGCUUUGGACACGUCCAACCCCUCACCAGAGAUGCACCACUAUACGUUGGGGGUAUGCCUGAAAAUGCGCAGUCGCUGUCUUUUAACCAGUGGCCGCCUCUCAACGGAUCCAGUUUUCAAGGCUGCAUUCGUAACCUGUACAUUAACAAUGAGCUGCAGGACUUCACACACACGCAGAUGAAGCCCGGAGUGGUGCCAGGGUGCGCGGCCUGUCAGGAUCUGCACUGUGGGAACGGCGUGUGUGAGCCAGACUCUGGCGUUGGGCCCGUGUGCCACUGUCAGCCGGGAUGGGGCGGCCCACAGUGCGACCGGGUCCUGUUGGCGGCUGCCACCAACCCCUGCCAGAAGAACAAGUGUGUUCACGGCACCUGUGUUCCGGUGGACCUGCAGUCUUAUCGCUGUGAGUGUGUGGACGGUUUCCUCGGCCCGCUGUGCAGUCAACAGCACGUGUGUGCCGCGCUCUCAUGCCAACACGGCUCCUGCGAGGUGUCAGAGACGGGGCAGGCGCAGUGCGUUUGCGACAGCGGUUACAGUGGCCAGUUGUGUGACAUUGUGGCUCCUUGCCAAGGCGAGUUCGUGCGGGACUUCCACCGGGUUUGGCGCGGCGACGUCCAGUGCCGGAGCACGCAGCCGAUGUCCUGGGUGGAGUGUAGCGGCGGGUGCGGGCCGGAGACGGGCUUCUGCUGUGGCGGGUCCAGGCUACGACGCAGACGCUACAGCUUCCAGUGCGACGAUGGCAGUUCCUUCUCACAGGAUGUGGAAAAGACAGUCGAAUGCAGCUGUGGAAAGUGUGUGUAGUCAUUAAAGAUUAGAGACAGACGCAAGACAUUGGGGGGAAAGAAAAUAGCGACCAUUUUGUCUCUGUGUACCAUGGAGCAUAACAUCUGUGUAAGAAAAUAUAACCCUUGCAUGUGAAUGAUGAAUUAUGGGUAUUUUCUUGGCGUCAGAAUUAUUGAAAGUGAAAUCUAACAAUUGGAUUAAGAAUACAGUUUAACAAACAGCAUGUCAUACAGGAUUUAUAGUAUUUAAUAUAAUUGUAAAAUAUUUGUUUAACAUUCAUUUUGAUUGUAAUAUAUACGUUUUUUUAUUUUCCAUAUAGUAUUUUUGUAUGUUGAACACCAACAUUGGUGAUGUACAAUUUUUUACCUUUUAGACUGUUUUCUACCCACAAUUGUUUGGUAAAGUAGUUGAGGCUGUUUUUUUCUUUUCAUCUAAUGCAGUGUUUUUGUGUGCAAGUUUUUCUAUUUAUUUCAUUAAAGAGUUCUGCCUCUUUAAUGAAGUACUGCUGAAGUGAUUUCAUUAUUCAAUAUUAGGCAUGAAUUUCAAAAAUAUUAUUAGCAAUAACGCACUGGGUUAUGUUUUAAAUAUAGUUUAAAUGUCUGUUAUAUACUUAGUCCACAACAUCAUCACAAAGUCAAAACCUGA
This is a messenger RNA of Pimephales promelas (fathead minnow), 3855 nucleotides long. NCBI's taxonomy places the organism in Eukaryota, Metazoa, Chordata, Actinopteri, Cypriniformes, Leuciscidae. The record is from RefSeq and is a predicted model, not a curated record.